Ipomoea nil (Japanese morning glory) is the source of this 1607-nucleotide messenger RNA. RefSeq lists its product as uncharacterized. The coding region runs from base 336 to 1598 and encodes 420 amino acids. Lineage: Eukaryota; Viridiplantae; Streptophyta; Magnoliopsida; Solanales; Convolvulaceae. The record is from RefSeq and is a predicted model, not a curated record. The transcript is spliced from 4 exons.
AGGAAUUAGGGACACUUCUAUUGGUGAAGAAUAAUUUAAGAGACGAAGACUAGAGUUUACUUACAGAAGUCGUCGGACAAUAAUCAACUCAACAAUUCUUGAAUCGGAUUCUUCACAGCAGCACUGGUAACUGGCUUUUGAGCUUUAAUGUAUUAUAUAUCGAGAUGUGUUAUGUGUAAGUAAAUGAAUAAGUCAUGUUUUGUUUCUUUGUGUCGUCUAUUCAAGUAUGGGAGAGGAUGUGAUAGGGCACAAUAACGGUGAAGGAAAAGAAUAAAGAGAAAGUAGCGGAAACUUCAAAGCAGAAGCUUAUUAAGUUAAGAGGCACAAACAGACUAAUGAAGAUGACAAAAGUGGGCUCUGAAGGUGAGAGGAAGAAGCUCUCAAAGGAAAACGCCUCCAUUGGUGAAGGUAAGGUGGGCCGAAACGAAUUGACUUCUAAAGGGAUAGCUAAGCAGGAAACAAAGAAAGUGGCCUCAAAGAAGGCAGCCUUACAAGGCAAAGGUGUGCCUGGUACGUUCCAUAGGAUAAAGUCCUCGAGGAAAGCUGAGAUGGGGAUGAUCUUCAUGUGCAACUCGGAGACAAAGAGGGACUGCUACCGCUAUAAGGUUCUAGGAUUGCCAGAAAACAGGAGAGAACUAGUGGGAAAUGUGCAUAAAGGAAUGGUACUGUUUUUAUAUGACGUUGAUUUGAAACUAAUGUAUGGGAUCUAUAAAGCUGCUGGACCUGGUGGGUAUAACAUCGAACCCAAUGCUUUUAACUCUCAGUUCCCAUCUCAGGUACGGUUUAAGGUCCUGGAUCGUUGCAAGCCCUUGGCUGAGGAAAAUUUUAGAAAGGCGAUUCAAAAGAAUUAUUACACCCAGACAAAGUUUGGUUGCAAAUUGACGUCUGAACAGGUCCAGGACUUGUGUAAGAUUUUCAGAGCUGCUAGUCGAAGAUCUUCAGGCAAGGCAGUGCAGAAAGAUAGGAUUGGGGAGCAUGGGGUUGGCUAUAACAAGAGGCGAGCUGCAGUGGAGGAGCCACGAUAUCGUGGGCAUCCUUAUGGCUACGAAAGGGAUGGGGUUGCAUUUCGAGAGGCUCAAAUGCGUCGGUUUCCAGCUACUGCUCACUCAUAUGCCCAUGAGAGGAACCCAGAAACCGAUACUUACAGAAGGCGCCCAUCGGCAAAAGCCCGUGAUGAUUCUUUUAGACAUGACCGGGUGGAAGAACCGUGGGAGGCUUAUGAGCAGGACCUGUUGCUAGACCAACUCCAUUAUUAUAGACAAGAAGCUGUACCAGAGAGCCACACUUCUUACAGACGGGAUGGAGUGAUGGACCGCGAUGACCUUCACCCCUUCGAUUUCAACCCGAGGUGGGAUGAUGAUGAUGAUGAGAUUAGGAACCACAGAAGCUAUGAUCACUAUUCUUCAUACCGUGAAUGCUCAUCAUACCGCGAUCCUGAUUACCGAAUGACUCCUCCAGAACGUUUCUCGGGUGAAUACAGCCCUGCAUAUCGUUCGCCCAAGUACCAUUCCGGUUCACGACUCCUGCCUGAAUACGGCAAUGCUGACUUGCUGCCGGAGUAUCGUGUGUCCACUGCCCUGUGGCGUAGCCGAUGUUAGUUUUUUUUU